AGUCUAGUCCUUUCCGACCAAACACCAUUUGUCUUCCAGUAGCGCUAUUUUUCAGACAGUGAGAGAAAGAAUCAAGCUUUCGCUGAAAAAGGUGGUACUCGUACAGAGAGAGAGAGAGAAAGAGAGAGAGAGAGAGAGAGAGGAUGGCGGAGAGUGGUGGACGGAGAAUUGGAGUGGCGGUGGACUUCUCGGAGUGCAGCAAGAAGGCUUUGAACUGGGCGAUCGACAACGUCGUCCGCGACGGAGAUUAUCUAAUCCUCAUAACCGUGGCUCCCAAUAUGAAUUACGAGGAAGGCGAGAUGCAGCUCUGGGAGACCGUUGGAUCACCGUUGAUUCCAUUGAGUGAGGUCUCUGAAGCUUCCGUGAUGAAGAAGUAUGGAGUGAAGCCAGAUGCUGAAACCCUUGACAUUGCCAACACUGCCGCUAGGCAAAAAUCGAUUACAGUAGUGAUGAAGAUAUAUUGGGGAGAUCCUCGUGAGAAGAUAUGUGAGGCUGUUGAACAUAUCCCUCUCUCAAGUCUUGUCAUCGGUAACCGUGGCCUUGGUGGCCUUAAGAGGAUGAUAAUGGGAAGUGUUAGCAACCAUGUUGUCAACAACGUUGCAUGCCCUGUUACCGUCGUCAAGGCUCACCACUGAGCUUUGUCCUUCAUUUUCUCCGAGAACCUGAAUAAACUGUGGUGUAUUGUGUUUGUUUGUUGUGUCUGAAUCUGUAUUUUCGAACUCUGUAUGUUGUGUAUCUUUAUCUGUUAAUGGGUAAAAGUAAAACAUACUUAACCUUCUAAUAAAAAUACUCUUGUUGAGA
Brassica rapa (field mustard) is the source of this 801-nucleotide messenger RNA. RefSeq names its product universal stress protein PHOS32. NCBI's taxonomy places the organism in Eukaryota, Viridiplantae, Streptophyta, Magnoliopsida, Brassicales, Brassicaceae. The record is from RefSeq and is a predicted model, not a curated record.